UAUGUCUACAAACUAAAUUUCUGUUGUGUAGCCAUGUGUACAAGGUACAAUUACAACUAAGAGUUUUUAAUAAAUAAUCCUAGUUAAACGCAUCUACAUACAUAAUUACGUAUUCUUCACGAACAUAUGACUAAGUUCGUAAUAAUGUUAGCGAAAUUAAAAAUAUAUUUUGCGACCUGUGACUGAAGAAUGAAAAUUUUGUACAGCAAUUGUUGUUGUGACUAAAGGUAUGGAUCCAGAAUUUCUUUCUAGACUGAUUCCACAAAAUAAAGAUCAUAUUCGUCCAGCAUGUAAGAAAUGUGGCUAUGCUGGACACCUUACAUAUCAGUGUCGUAACUUCAUUAAAGUUGAUCCCAACAAAGAAAUUGUGUUGGAUGUCAGUAGUACAAGUUCUGAUAGCGAUGAAAAUUAUGUUACCCCUUUGACUGAGUUAAGAGAGAAGGAAUUGCAAAGAAAACAAAGGGAUGCAAAAAAGAAACACAAAGAGAAGAAAAGUAAGAAAAAGUCCAAAAAACAUGAAAAGUCUGAGACAAGUGAUAGCGAAUCUGAAACAGAUAAUUCUAGUGAAGAGAAAAGAAAACACAAACAUAAAAAGAGGAAGAAAAAGUCAAAGCACAAGAAACGUAAAAAGCAUAAAAAAGACAAUGAUUCUGAUAGUGAUCAUAAUGACAAAAAAAGAUAAUUUUUUACAAUAUGAAUUCAUAACUCCAGUUUAUAAUGAAUAAUGUAAAUAUUGAUCUCAUGGUUAACAUAGUGUGUACAAAUAAAGUUACAUGCUCUAUACAUGCAUACAAUAACACUUAUACAUGUGCACAUAUUGAAUAAAAAAUUUGUUUGAAUAUAGAAAAUUAA
Megalopta genalis is the source of this 852-nucleotide messenger RNA. RefSeq lists its product as uncharacterized. The record is from RefSeq and is a predicted model, not a curated record. Gene Ontology annotation, molecular function: zinc ion binding; nucleic acid binding. NCBI's taxonomy places the organism in Eukaryota, Metazoa, Arthropoda, Insecta, Hymenoptera, Halictidae.